GUGACGGGGUUGUCGGGAUACGGGGCGAAGCCAACAUGGAGCCUUCGGAGGGAUGAAGGUGAAGCUGUUGUUGCCGGCUGCGCCUGUCUACCCGUCCCAGCAUGCUGGUGCACUUUUUUCGGGCCGGGAUUAGGGGAAGCCCUGUCCCAGGAGGGUCCCUAUUUUCUCGUCGGCUCCAGACAUUCUCGGCCGUCAGGUCCCCAGAUGGCCACCUCAGCUCCUGCCUGCUCAAGACUGUGGCCCAGCUUCGGUCACAGCUCCGGGUCCACCUCCCUCGAGCCCCACCAGCCACAGCUCCCAGCCAGAGCCCCUCUGCCUGGUGCUGGGUUGGGGGAGCCCUUCUGGGACCCACGGUGCUGUACAAGUGUCCUCACCUCUACCUGAGGGCACUGUGUGAGGCACAAGAGGCCCCUCAUGCCCACCCUGUACCCCGUGUUGCACAGUCUCAGUUUAACUGGAAGCUCUUCUGGAAGUUCUUACACCCCCACCUGCUGCUCCUGGGAGCCGCCAUUGUGCUGGCACUGGGUGCAGCCCUGGUGAAUGUCCAGAUCCCUCUGCUCCUUGGCCAGCUGGUUGAGGUUGUGGCCAAGUACACCAGGGACCAUGUAGGGAGCUUCGUGUCUGAGUCCCGGAACCUCAGCACCCACCUGCUCCUCCUCUAUGGCAUCCAGGGACUGCUGACCUUCGGGUACCUGGUGCUGCUGUCUCACAUUGGCGAGCGCAUGGCUGUGGACAUGCGCAGGGCCCUCUUCAGCUCCCUGCUCCGACAAGACAUUGCUUUCUUUGAUGCCAAGAGGACAGGGCAGCUGGUGAGCCGCCUGACGACUGAUGUGCAGGAGUUUAAGUCAUCCUUCAAGCUUGUCAUCUCCCAGGGGCUGCGCAGUUGUACCCAGGUGGCUGGCUGCCUGGUGUCCCUGUCCAUGCUGUCCCCUCGCCUCACGCUGCUACUACUGAUUGCCACGCCUGCCCUGAUGGGAGUCGGCACCCUGAUGGGCUCAGGUCUCCGAAAGUUGUCCCGCCUGUGUCAGGAACAGGUUGCCAGAGCCACAGGUGUAGCAGAUGAGGCCCUGGGCAAUGUCCGAACAGUACGCGCCUUCGCCAUGGAGCAACGGGAAGAGGAACGCUACAGAGCUGAGCUGGAGCGGUGUCACUCUAAGGCAGAGGAGCUGGGCAGGGGCAUCGCCUUGUUCCAGGGCCUUUCAAACAUUGCCUUCAACUGCAUGGUCCUGGGCACCCUGUUUGUUGGGGGCUCCCUGGUGGCUGGACAGCAGCUGACAGGGGGAGACCUCAUGUCCUUCCUGGUGGCUUCCCAGACAGUGCAGAGGUCUAUGGCCAACCUCUCUGUUCUGUUUGGUCAGGUGGUGCGGGGCCUCAGUGCGGGUGCCCGUGUCUUCGAAUACAUGGCCUUGAGUCCCCACAUCCCACUGUCAGGAGGCCACAGCCUCCCCAGGGAGCAGCUUCACGGCUCUGUCACUUUCCAGGACGUCAGCUUCAGCUACCCAUGCCGCCCCGGCUUUGAGGUGCUGAAGGACUUCACCCUGAUGCUGCCCCCUGGCAAGAUCGUGGCCCUCGUCGGCCAGUCUGGGGGAGGAAAGACUACGGUGGCUUCCUUGCUAGAACGCUUCUAUGACCCCACGGCUGGCGUGGUGACAUUAGACGGGCAUGACCUGCGCACACUUGACCCUUCCUGGCUCCGGGGCCAGGUCAUCGGCUUCAUCAGCCAGGAGCCAGUCUUGUUUGGAACAACCAUCAUGGAGAACAUCCGCUUCGGGAAAGUGGAAGCUUCUGAUGAAGAGGUGUACGCAGCUGCACGGGAGGCCAAUGCCCACGAGUUCAUCUGCAGCUUCCCUGAUGGCUACAACACCAUCGUGGGUGAGCGAGGCACAACCCUGUCUGGUGGCCAGAAGCAGCGCCUAGCCAUCGCCCGGGCACUCAUCAAACAACCCACUGUGCUGAUCCUGGACGAGGCCACCAGCGCCCUGGACUCAGAGUCUGAGCGAGUGGUGCAGGAGGCCCUGGACCAGGCCAGUGCUGGCCGCACUGUGCUGGUCAUCGCCCACCGACUCAGCACUGUUCGUGCAGCCCACUGCAUCGCUGUCAUGGCCAAUGGCCAGGUCUGCGAGGCUGGGACCCACGAAGAGCUCCUGAGGAAAGGUGGGCUGUAUGCUGAGCUCAUCCGCAGACAGGCCCUGGACACUCCAUUGCCAUCAGCCCCACCUCCAGAGACCCUGAGAGACCCCCAGAACCACUGGUACAGGACCUGAGAGGGACUCCAAGGUCUGCUCACUGCCAACUGCCAGCGCCAGGCCUGGGGGACUUGCAGGGCGGAGUCCCUGGACAGCAGGCACGUUAGGCUGGCUGCCACACAUAUAAUAAAGCUGGUCCGUGGCCAGGCUGGGAGGCUGGAUCUCUCCCAUCAUUCUACCCUUGCAGUCUACUGCCUCCUUCCUUUCUACCCAUGCACCAAGGUUGUUGGGCUGAUGGGCCAAGGCGGAACUCCAUGCUUGAAGUUGUCCAUCCCCAGCUCCAAGGAAUUUGAAACACAGGCUCUUCCCCCAGCCAGGGCUUCACCGCGCUCACCUAGCCUGGGGACUGAUGCCCUCAUUCCUGGCCCCUGUCCCACAGCUCCUUUCCUUCACUGUCCCCAUCCUCAUGGUCUCAGUCUGUAGUCUGGAUUUCCCUUCCCCCACCUCCAUGGGCCAAGACACCUG
Molecule: messenger RNA, 2711 nt
Organism: Fukomys damarensis (Damara mole-rat)
Lineage: Eukaryota; Metazoa; Chordata; Mammalia; Rodentia; Bathyergidae
Gene: Abcb8
Product: ATP binding cassette subfamily B member 8
Exons: 16
Coding region: 102-2264 (720 amino acids)
Biological process (GO): transmembrane transport
Cellular component (GO): membrane
Molecular function (GO): ABC-type transporter activity; ATP hydrolysis activity; ATP binding
Source: RefSeq, a predicted model, not a curated record